Molecule: messenger RNA, 3851 nt
Organism: Gambusia affinis (western mosquitofish)
Lineage: Eukaryota; Metazoa; Chordata; Actinopteri; Cyprinodontiformes; Poeciliidae
Product: mitofusin-2-like
Biological process (GO): mitochondrion localization; mitochondrial fusion
Cellular component (GO): mitochondrial outer membrane
Molecular function (GO): GTPase activity; GTP binding
Source: RefSeq, a predicted model, not a curated record
UCCUGCAGAGCUCAGCUGUCUGUCUGGAGAGAAGGGACAGGACGAGAUCAAGCUAAUAGGAACGGCGCUGAGCCUGUGCAGCUUCUGGGCUUGUGGCUUUAACCCAACAGCAUAACUGAUAUUUAUAAUAUUACGAACAGAAGCUGUUAAGAUUGCAGUGUCGCCAGAAAUGCUUGCGGCGUGACGGGUUUUUAUUCUCGUCUGACAGCUCGGAUGGUCACACACUAACCUUCGCAGCCCGUGUGCAUGCAAGGAUACCGACCCUGUCCUAACCAACGAUGCAAGGAGUCUGUUCGUGAAAACACCCUGAUCCAAGUGCCAUGUCUAUAUCUGUCCCAAGACCCAGCCCUCUCCAGUUUCAAUGCAAGAAGAAAAACAGAACAAUGGCUGAAGUAAAUGUGUCACCACUGAAGCAUUUUGUCACUGCAAAGAAGAAGAUCAAUGGAAUAUUUGAACAACUUGGGACCUACAUCAAGGAAAGCGCAGCCUUUCUGGAAGAUACUUACAAAAAUGAGCAGCUGGACCCACUGACCACUGAGGAGCAAGUUCAGGAGGUCUGCAGUUACCUGUCCAAGGUGGCAGGAAUAGGAGAAGUGCUUGCGCGGAGGCAUAUGAAGGUGGUUUUCUUUGGAAGAACGAGUAAUGGGAAGAGUUCUGUGAUCAAUGCCAUGUUAUGUGAUAAAGUUCUGCCAUCUGGAAUCGGACACACAACCAACUGUUUCCUGAGGGUGGAGGGCACAGAUGGCAAUGAAGGCUUCCUCCUCACUGAAGGCUCUGAGGAUAGGAAAAGCAUAACGACGGUGAACCAGCUGGCCCACGCUCUUCUUCAGGAUGUGGAUCUGGACGCGGGCAGUCUGGUCUGUGUCAUGUGGCCUAAAGCAAAGUGUGCUUUACUAAGAGAUGAUUUGGUGCUUUUGGACAGCCCAGGCAUCGACGUCACCACCGAAUUGGACAGCUGGAUCGACAAGUUCUGUCUUGAUGCAGAUGUGUUUGUCCUAGUAGCAAACUCCGAAUCCACGCUCAUGCAAACAGAGAAGUCCUUCUUUCAUAAAGUCAAUCAGCGUCUCUCCAGUCCUAAUGUUUUUAUCCUCAACAACCGUUGGGAUGCCUCUGCCUCAGAGCCAGAAUACAUGGAGGAGGUUCGCAGACAGCACAUGGAUCGCUGCACUAAUUUUCUUGUGGAUGAGUUGGGCGUUGUUGACAGAGCCCAGGCCAGCGACCGCAUCUUCUUCGUCUCAGCUAAAGAAGUGCUUCAGGCUCGUGUGCAGAAGGCCCAAGGAAUGCCUGAAUCAGGUGGAGCUCUGGCUGAAGGAUUUCAAGCCAGAAUGUUUGAGUUCCAAAACUUUGAGAGGCGAUUUGAAGAGUGCAUAUCUCAGUCUGCGGUGAAGACCAAGUUCGAACAGCACACAGUAAGAGCAAAGCAAAUAUCUGAAGCUCUGCGGCGCAUUAUGGACGUGGUACAUGUAGCUGCCCAAGAACAGAGACUCUACUGCUUGGAGACAAAAGAGGAUCGUCAACAACGGCUGGAGUUUAUAGAGAAACAACUGGAUCUGUUAACUAUGGACUGCAAGGCUAAGAUCAAGAGGAUUACAGAGGAGGUGGAGAGACAGGUAACCAACACUAUGGCAGAGGAAAUAAGGAAGCUUCAUGUCCUAGUGGAUGACUUCCACAUGGACUUCCACCCAUCACCUGUGGUCCUCAAGGUCUACAAAAAUGAACUCCAUCGGUACAUUGAGGACGGUCUGGGUAAGACCAUGUCUGACAGGUGCUCCAGCUCCAUCACGAACGCCCUGCAGGCCACACAAAUGGAGAUGAUCGAGGGCCUGAAGCCUCUGCUGCCAAAUCCGAUCAGAGAGCAGGCCAACAAGAUCAUUCCUCGUCAGUACUUCAACCUUACAUAUGACCUGGCCUGUGACAAGCUUUGUAGUGAUUUUCAAGAGGAUAUCAGCUUCCACUUUUCCCUUGGUUGGACCAUGCUCGUCAACCGGUUUCUAGGGCCCAAGAACACCCGACGGGCCCUCAUGGGCUACAACGACCAGGUUCCUCGGCCCAUGGCCCUAACACCAGUCAGCACUAGCAUGCCUCCAUUCCCACAAAGUUCUGUGACUCAGGAAGAGCUCAUGGUCACCAUGGUGACAGGUCUUGCAUCUCUUACAUCGCGCACUUCCAUGGGUGUCCUUGUGGUCGGCGGUGUGAUUUGGAAGGCAGUGGGAUGGCGCCUGAUAGCGUUAUCACUGGGUCUUUAUGGCUUCUACGCUCACGAGCGACUCACAUGGACUACCAAGGCCAAAGAGAGAGCCUUCAAGCGACAGUUUGUGGACUACGCCAGUGAGAAGCUGCAGCUAAUUGUCAGCUACACUGGAUCCAACUGCAGCCACCAAGUCCAGCAAGAGCUGACAAGCGUGUUUGCACAGCUGUGCCAGCAGGUAGACGUCACCCGUCAGAACCUCGAUGAUGAAGUCAAUGAAAUUAACAGGAAGAUUGAGCUCUUGGACAAUCUACAGAGCAAGGCUAAACUUCUACGGAACAAGGCAGGUUGGUUGGACAGUGAGCUCAAUAUGUUCACCCAGCAGUACCUCCAGCAGAGCAAGUGACCCAGGCGGCUCUUCCUUUGAGACUGAGCAUCAUCAGGGGAACAUGUAAAAUGCUUGCAUGGCUAAUUUAUGAUGUAAUUGUAAUGUUCUGUUCAGAAGACACGGCUAACACAAGUCAACAGAGCUCUGUGGUGAUUGCCAUGUGUUUCUAUAGAGAUAAACUGUGCAGUAUGCAUGUCAUGCAAAGCCUAUUUGAAUGACAACAGAAGUAAAUAUUCCUCUCUGUACAUCUCCAUGUGCGUCAUUUCAUCCUCACAUGGGCAAAUUUGGUACAUCUAAGGAAUUUCAGUGUCACGUUUGUAGAAUAAGUUGUAUUUUAACUUAAAAAGUAACACACUUUGUUCUCACUUAUUCACUGUCAGCAUCGUAACUUGUGGAUGUUCUCAACCAGUGUGUAAAAGGCUUCAAUGUACUUCUGCUUUUGGAGUUACGUCAGUUCAAAUCAGUUUGCUUUAUAGCUCUGAUUCAGCAACAAACGUUUCAAGUAGGGUUGCACAAUUUUAUCGCAAACAAUUUGUCGUCACAAUAUAAACUGUAUGCGAUAUUCAUUACACAGGACUGUUUAGAGUGCAGCAAUUGUUGGCUAAUUCAAUUGUAAUGAACUUAGAUUUUUUUUAAUGCUAUUAUGAUUAGCCAGUUUGAUAGUCUCAUGGCGGCAGAUGCUAAACACUAAUUAUUUUAGAUAAAAUGCUAAAGGUCAGAGAGUGAUAGAAGCAGAGGUCAGGAAGGAAAGGAGAAACUGAUAUUGUCGACAAAAUAUUUACCAAAGUUAUCGCCAUUACAAGAUUUUCUAAUAUCGUGCAGCCCUAUUUUCAAAGCACUUUACGAAAUAAACGGAUCCUGUUUGUGUACAAAAAUAUACAAUAGUCUCUGUCUGAACAGACAGACACCAAGUCAAGUACAAAAUCGUUUCAAUUUGAUCCUAUUUAUAAAGCAAAGUAGUAAAGUUUAUUCAUCAUUCAAAUUGGUCAAAGGCUUCCAUCAACAGAAACCUUUUGACGCAUGUAUGCUAAAACCAAUUCAUCCAGAGCCAUUUUAUAUUCAGUUUGUAACCUAAUUUAUUGACCAUAUAUUUGAGCCAAAUUAACAAGUUCAGAUGUAUGAUGUUUGUUUUUGUUGAGGUCUUGUAUAAAUGUAAAAACAGUUUAUUUUGUCAAUGUAUUUCCCUCUUCAACAAUUGGCAAACAUUAUUUCCAACAAAAUGAUUACACUGUUCUUGUACGUGCUAACAAAUAAACAUUUUUUCCUUUCUCGUUA